AGGGAAUGCGCCUGGACACCUUCAGUGCACGGCAGAUGGUGGUUUUACUUUCUCUGGGGGAGGAAACACGUUGUGCAAGGUGCGCGUAAGUGAGGGACCGGUGUGCGCGUGUGUUCGGUACCUGUGACUAUUCGGGUCUUCAAGGCUUCGGUCGUCGCCGAUGGGCAGACCCCACCAUCGGAGAAGAUGAGUAGCGUCACCUCCCCUCUGCCCUCGCUCACCCCCGAGGUGCUCAAGAUGCGUAGAGCCAUGGAAUCUCCAGGAAACUCUGGAGACGCGCCCAGCUCGCCCAUCGCUCCAGGCUCUUCGCCCAACCCAGAGUCGCCCAAGAGGGACGCCUCCUCGCCGGUGAUGCUCGCGACCAUGACUCCGGUCAGUGUGAUCGAGUACGAUGAGCAAGAGGCUGCGGCAGCCAACCAGAAGACUGUCAUCUACGUUCCGGCUUCACAAAACCCUCAGGACGUCUAUGACAACCCGGAGAGUCUCGAGACCUCCAACGGUCCGGUGUCGGUCGUCGUCCAACCCCCGGGGUCUCAGCUGCUCAACCAGACUGCAACAUACCAAGGUCCGCCCGGGACCACGGUGUUAGUGCUGUCAGAGCUUGUGGAGGAUAUGUCACCUUUCAUUGCAGGACAAUUAAGGAAGCGGAAGGAAGGUGAGGAGGUGCGGAUGGCAGAGGGUGAGCCAGGAGGUCCGGGGGGUGAGGAGGGAAGCUGGAGAGCUUACUACGAACACCCCUUGACUGCGGCGACCACUGCCAUGCUGAACAUCAGCGGGGGUCCUUCUGAAGAACAACCUCCCACGUCCAUGGGCUUCAUCUACGAGUACUACAAACUGCCUCAACUGUCGGACAAGGAGAAACUCUCGGAGAUCUGGUCGACGCCCUCGGCGAGUGGAGCAGGCGCAUCUCUACUGUCCUCGCAGAUCCGCUCCAACGGCGUGGUCAGCGACUCCUCCCUCCAACUAUCGUCAGCACCGCCCCUAGGAGACCUGCAGGGGCUGUUUCUGCACCACCACCAGCCCUCGCACGUCAAGCGGGAGCCCGAGGACCUGAGCCACCACCGCAGCAAGACCCCGGUGGACCCCAAGGGUCGUCACAAGGUGGUCCUGGUCACCACCGGACAUCCUGACCUGGUCGUCGACGUCGUCAACAACAACAACACCACCAUCAAGGACGAGUUCGUCCACUCGCCGCAACACGGGAGUAGAUCCAUCAACGGAACACCGUCCAGCACGAGUUCGCUGAUCGCGGGGGACAACGCGCCCAUAGAGAUCAUCACCAGUGACGGGCUCAAGUCAGAGAUGUACAACAACCACAUAUUUACCGCGAUGAGCAACGCGCAACCUCAGGGUAGCGGGACUCCCAGUCCGAUCCCGUACUCGGAACACGGUGCGUCGUACUCCACCUCGGUCUCUCAGAGUAGUUCUGCCUACGUCACGACGUCCGCUGGCCGAGGGACGUCGUCGUUCACGGACCCCUACUACAGGGAGUACUUCUCGGAGCAGCCCUACGGCACGGUGAGGCAGACGUACGCAGAUAGUCCUGAGGGUGCGGGCUCCGGCGCCACCGUGAGCGCCUCCCUCAUGGACCGCUACGUCCGCGGGGGCGCCUACCACGGCGGCAAAGGAGUCAUCGCUGCUGCAGGCUUGACCGUGGACCUGCCUAGUCCUGACUCUGGUAUCGGCGCUGAUGCUAUUACGCCAAGGGACCAGGCUGCGAUACAACAGUCGUUCGACUACGGAGAGAUGUGCGGGACGCCGCUUCUAGAGGGAUCCCAGAGGAGUUCUUCCUCAGCAUCUCCCGCGGUCGGCGCCCGCUCUCGCCCCUGGCACGACUUUGGGCGGCAAAGCGACGCUGACAAAAUACAAAUACCCAAAGUGUACAACCAGUACGGUUUCCGCUACCACCUGGAGACUCCGAUAUCCACCAACCAGAGGCGAGAAGACGACCGAGUGACGUACAUCAACAAGGGCCAGUUCUACGGAAUCACCAUGGAGUAUAUACCUGAUCCGGACAAGCCACUGAAGGCUCAGACCGUCAAGAGCGUGGUGAUGCUGAUGUUCAGAGAGGAGAAGUCACCAGAAGAUGAGAUCAAGGCGUGGCAGUUCUGGCACGGAAGGCAACACAGUGUGAAACAGAGGAUAUUAGAUGCUGACACCAAGAACAGCGUUGGUCUGAUAGGCUGUAUAGAGGAGAUCUCCCAUAACGCCAUCGCCGUCUACUGGAACCCUCUUGAGAGUUCUGCCAAGAUCAACAUCGCCGUCCAAUGCCUCAGCACGGACUUCAGCAGCCAAAAGGGAGUCAAGGGUCUGCCUUUACACCUACAGAUCGACACGUACGAAGAUCCCAGAGAAGGUCCAAUCUUCCAUCGUGGCUACUGUCAGAUCAAAGUCUUCUGUGAUAAGGGUGCCGAAAGAAAGACGCGAGACGAGGAGAGACGAGCUGCCAAGCGCAAGAUGACGGCGACCGGCCGCAAGAAGAUGGACGAACUUUACCAUCCUGCCUGCGAUCGUUCGGAGUUCUACCACAUGGCGGAUCUGGUAAAGCCUCCAGUGCUGUUCUCACCCGCCGAGGACAUUGACAAGGCGGGAGACCAGUUAACGUCAAUGGAGCUGCAGGGAUUUUAUGGACAUGAAACAGACACUUCCAGCUUGUCUAAUGGGGAAUCUGGAUCUCUGAAGCACACAAGCCCCUUCUUACUACACUCUGGGAGCAAAGGCCCCGCUACCCCCACCCUCAAGUUUCACAACCAUUUCCCCCCUGAGCUAAGCCCGCCCCUCAAGAGGCCUAAGAUGAUUCCGCCACUGAAUGAAAGAGUGAUGCUUUACGUCAGACAAGACUCGGAAGACGUCUACACGCCGCUGCAUGUGGCGCCCCCCACCACAAGUGGACUGCUCAAUGCUAUUGAGAAUAAGUACAAAAUUUCUACUUCGAGCAUAAAUAACUUGUUUCGAAAAAACAAAAAAGGGAUUAUGGCCAAAAUUGACGAUGAGAUGCUCAAGUAUUACUGCAACGAAGACAUCUUUUUGUUGGAAGUCGCCCACUCUAGGUCGGACGAAGGCGAGGAAGGGCUCCUGGACAUUGUGUUGGUUGAACUGAUGGACCAUUAGCAGCCACCGCACAUCGUGUUGGCAGCGCUGCAGCCAGAAUCAAGUCUUUCGUCGUUUCACCACAGUGUACAUAGUUGACAAACUGUUGUUAUAUAUUGAAUAUUAUUAUCGAUAGUGUUAUGUAUAUUUGUUGUGUUGUUAUAUGUUGCCACAUUCUGCGGUGUGAUAUUAAGAUUCUUGCCAUGUUGUCAGUGCAAAUAUAGUUCUAAUUCGAGUCUUGCCGUCGGAUCACGGAUCCGAUAGAAUGAUUUAGUCAUUACGCUCGAUAAGAGUAGGCAUUUCAAGGUUUGUACUUAGGUUAAAAAUGAUCUCAAUCAAAAUAAAUACGCCAUAAAGCGAGGAAUCGAUCAAAAUAUCCAGUAGGGUAGGGAGGAAUGUAUGCUCAAUGAUUUUCUUGCUCUCUUAACUUCUCUCUAUUUUUUUGUUACUGUAAAAGUUGUGCCUUAAGUGCCUGGUUGCCAGUAUUAGAACUUCUAUACCAUUUUGGCUGAAGAAUACUCGAAAUUCUGUAUCAUAGUGUAUAUAUUAAGAAUUGUUUUUAUCGUCCAACAUUUACGUUUAUCAUGUUUAUGUUUUGUUUAUUUUAAAAGUAGUUUUUAUUAAGAUUUUUGAGCGAUGGCUGAGUUUUUGAUGUACCUGAAUGUCCAAUCCCUCUACAGCGCCUCGGCCAUAAGAUGAGCCUCGUGUAGGCUCAUCUUACGUCUGUCGCCCUGUAGACAGGAUAAAAAAAAACAAUUUAACGUGCCUAAAUAUACUCGAGCCUAGGUAUUUAGUGUGUGCUGAUUUUUACUUUGUGUCAAUUGUAAAGUAUGAGUUAGUCUAUUUAUUUACAAAGAUUUUAUUUAGUAGUUUACGGGAACCAGAUUAUAUUCCCUCGAGUGUUUUAGCCAUAAGUUAUGUUUUUAUGUUAAGUUAUAAGUUUAUAAUUUUACAGAUUUUGUAACUUGUAAUAAUAAUAGUCAUACGUAGAUGUAUUUAUGUGGAAGAAAUUUGCAUACUAACAAACACCUGGGCAGGAUUACUAGGCAUGAGGCCGUAACUUUCCAAAAAGAAAAACAUUCAGUUUUUUAUAUCAAAUCUUUUUUAAUUACUACAAAGCUAAAAUGAUACUUGGAUUAUCGAUGUGGUUCUUUAUUAGAGUAGAAGUGGAUUCUAUUUUUAAAUUAUAUACUAUGCAUUUUGAUGAAGGAAUUUGAUUUUUUUGCUCAACAUAAAUAAAUUUGCACAACAAGACAAAUUAUGUGCAACUAAAACUGUAAAGUGACUGUAGGUUACAUCUUAUGGAUCUAUUAAUAAUGUUAAAAUAUUGCUGUAAAAAUAUAAUUUGAAUGCAAAAGUAAGUUUUUAAAAACUUUUCAAUUUUUUAUACAAGUCAAAUCAUUGCUUAUAAAAGUUACAAUGUGUAAUUAUAUAAAUUUUAAAUUAAUCUUUGUUCAACAAAAAGAUAUCAAACUCACAAUGCCAGAGAUCUCAAAAAUAUUGUUUUAUUGUUAAUAAGAUCUUGUAAAUAAUUAAAUGAGAAUCAAAAACAUUUUAUCACUUAUUGCCAUAUUUUUGUAGAUAUGUUUAGCUUAGAGAAUGUACAGUAGAGUUUAUAUUUAGUCAUUGGAUAUUUUUACUGAAUUGCCAGGUAUCAUACUGAAAAAUAUACUUCUUUGAAAAAAAUAAUUCCUUCAUUUACUUGUUGAGAGAAUAAACUAGAGAACGUGCCUUAUUUUAUACAAUUUGCUUUUCUUUUCCUACCGUAACUGAAUUUGUAUAUCAAUAUCCAAAAAAGAUUCUUCUUAUUUACUGAUGAACCAAUUAUCAAAUUUUAGAAAUUUUUAACACAACUGAGAAAAAUAUCUGUAAGUUAUAAUUUGUGUUAAACGAUGUUACCUAAACUUGUUUAAACCUUUUUUAGAGUUAAUAAUCAAAAAUGUAUAUUAAUUAAUGAGUAUUUUAACAUUUUGUUUUCUCAAUUUAAGUAUUGAAUAUUUAUAUUAAGAUUUAUUUUUACUGUGUGAUCAGUUUUUCUAUUCAACAUUAUUUGGUUGGCAGGAGUCUAUGUUUUGAGUCAUAAAACUUUCAUUGAUAACACAACAUUCUAUAACCUAUUGUUAAAGAGGUGUAACAAAUGUUUGGUUUUUUAAACAGAUUAAUUUACAUUAAAAACAUCCCUUACUACAAGUAAUACAUUUUAUAAAAACCAAAAACCAAAAUUUAAAGUAUUCAAAGUACCUAUUUGCAUUUUACAAUUUAUCAAAGGUUUCAUUAUUUUCUACGUUUAAAAAUGUCCUGCCAGCUUUCUAUACUAGCAAUCAAAUAACAAACAAAAGUAUUAUUAAGUUUGUUUUUCUCAGUCAUAAAUUUCAUUUGUGAAUUCAAAUUAUUCUGUUUGAAUAAAUCCUGUACUUAUUUUGGAAGCAAAUUUGAAAAAUUAUAACUGAACACAUGCAGAAUUAAUAUUGGUUUUUAAUCUCUAAGAAUAAAUAAGAUAUGUGAUUGUUUUCUAUUUGAAUCAAAUGAAUUGACCAAAAUAUUUGAGUACCUUUUGUAAGUUUACCAAAUGUGUCAAUGGUUGUAUUGCUUGAUGUUCACUUUGCUCAACAUUUGCCAUUGUAUUGCAAUUUCUGUACACAUGUAAAAAGUGCCAUUUUCAUGAGAAAAGAUAAAUUUUCUCAUUCAUGCUCACUUUGUGAAAGAACAAUGUUUAUUUUCAAGUUGAAGAACAAAUCGACCGCAGUAGUGCCCGGCAGUGCCCAAUAUGUUUGCUUUUUAUAUGUCCAAGAUGUAAUGAUUUAUCCGUUAAUGUAAAUAACAUACAUAAAUACAUUUAUUUCAUAUA
Molecule: messenger RNA, 5938 nt
Organism: Macrosteles quadrilineatus (aster leafhopper)
Lineage: Eukaryota; Metazoa; Arthropoda; Insecta; Hemiptera; Cicadellidae
Gene: grh
Product: protein grainyhead
Exons: 16
Coding region: 187-3111 (974 amino acids)
Biological process (GO): regulation of transcription by RNA polymerase II
Cellular component (GO): nucleus
Molecular function (GO): DNA-binding transcription activator activity, RNA polymerase II-specific; RNA polymerase II cis-regulatory region sequence-specific DNA binding
Source: RefSeq, a predicted model, not a curated record